Molecule: messenger RNA, 11670 nt
Organism: Hemicordylus capensis (graceful crag lizard)
Lineage: Eukaryota; Metazoa; Chordata; Lepidosauria; Squamata; Cordylidae
Gene: SPATA13
Product: spermatogenesis associated 13
Exons: 16
Coding region: 151-4362 (1403 amino acids)
Molecular function (GO): protein binding; guanyl-nucleotide exchange factor activity
Source: RefSeq, a predicted model, not a curated record
UAGGAAGUGGGAUGGAAGAAGUGUGUAGGAGCUAGGAACAGGGAAAAUGGAACAGAUGGCGGAGGAAAGAGCAACAGAGGAUAGAAGUAGUAUGGCCUGAGGUGUAACAACUCAUGGAUUUUUCCAAGCUAAACCCCACAAGCUGCUAAAAUGAGAAGAAAAGGGAGGCUAUUAAAGUGGAGACAACAGCAAGAUGAACAUCAAAACAAAAACCCAAAGCAACUUUACAGGCACUCUGCUGCAAGAGCCAUCAGGAGCCUCCACUCAGCGGCAACUGGAGCUGCCAGGAGAAGGCAUCCCACACAGGGUUGGAGCCAGAGCACACAGAACAGAACAAGCAGUCCCUGGAAACAGAAUACCAAAGCAACACCCUGGAUGAGACCAGCAGUGCAGACUACUGGAGAGCUAAAUUCACACAACAGAUGUGAAAACAGCUCAAAAAGAUGCACAACUGAGAAAGGGCUGGGGUCUGGAGAGGAUGAAGAAAGCAAGGUUUUGGAUGUGAGCUACGACACCCUAUACCCUCAUGCUUACGGCGCUGAGAGCAUGACAACGUAUCCGAAUGGCUGUGGAAAUGGCACCUCAGUUACCUGUAUAGUAAUGGAUAAUAAAGAACCGAGGAGCAAUUCUACCUCUUUAUGUCACAAUGGGGGAUGUGACACAAGUCACAGCUAUGAGGAUGACGGCCAGGAUAAUAAAGUCAGUCCUUCCAAAAUCAUGCGCUUUUUCUCUGCUCCUCGGAAAAGAUCUGGCUCCAAUGUGGAAAGGCCUCAUUCUCUGAUAGUUAUGGGGAAUCCCUCAACAUGGAAUGCUUUGUCUUCCAUUAGAAAAAUGGGGUCUUUCAAGAAGUUGAAAUCCUCAGUUCUCCAAGGAAUCCAAGCCAAGGAAGACCUAGACAACUUAAAUGACAGCACGCUGGAGAACAAUAUCAGAAAGCGUGUCCCAAACAGUACGGUGGUGAGAGUACAGACCAAUAGGUAUUCUUAUUCCGGGCCCCUCCAUGAUUUUCAAAGCACAGCAGAGAAUACUUUGGCUUCUGAUAACUCUGAUGGGGAGGAAAGCGAUGAUUCCUUCCUGAGGAACACUCGCCGGUCACGCAGCAUCAGGCGUGCUUAUGGCAUCGGUCGUAUAAAUUUAUUAGACACAGACAAAACUCAGGAUCAUCAGAACAGUACCAGGCCGGUUUCCCCUGUCAUCCAGGAAUCUCAGAUUUGUGAAAUAAUCUUGAAAGAUUCUGAAAGCAACAAGGUGGUCUUCAGGAGAAGCAAGAGUACAGAUAAUCUGAACUUUCUGAAAAAGAGCUCAUUCAAGAGGAAGUCCACCUCAAACCUCACCGACCUCAAAGCUGCAUAUGAUAAGCAGACACCACAGAGGACCACAAGCAUUUCUUCAGCUGACUCUGAUAAAACCAACCGGAACUCAGAGUGGAGAUCAAAGCGCUGGAAGAGCCCGAUUAGAGCCAAGGAUUUUGACAGAGUUUUGAAACUUGUCAGCAACGUUACUGAUGUUGCGAUAAAGAAAGACAGUCCUAAGAGUGAAACUUCCUCAUCCAGCGUACAGAACCAGAGGACGAGGCCAAAUAGCAGGCUACAUGAUGAUUAUUCACGUAGGGUUUCAAGCAGCACUGAAAACGACAGGCGAAGGUGCCUACCGACCAGGUGUAGCCCAGACACUAACUUUCCCAGAACUAGUCUCCUGACUUCUGAGGCUGACAAUGCUGGGACUGCUGUGUUAACCCCUGAUGCCAAUGGCCACCAAAUAUCAUCCUGCGACUUCCCUGAUGCUUUGUGUUUAUCGCCUCCGCUUAAGGACAUUGGCCCAAUCCCUAACGAAGUGUUUUAUGAAGACUUUGAUGAACCAAAAAGUUCCAGCCAGUUUACAUGCAGCUCUGGGCAGCCCAGUGUCCCUGCCAGACCCGCCGUCCCCAAGCCUCAGAGCCCAACUGCUGAAAACAUCAAGUGCAAUAUGAAUGUCCAUUGUCCCGACCGGCGCAGCACCUUGUCACUCAGCUCAGUGGAAAGCGAGGGGAGAGGGGAGGGGCCUCCCAUCAAGCUGGAGAAGAGCCCCGUUGGCUUCCAGGAUGCUGUGCAAGCCAUGUAUUACGAUGACACGAAUGAAGACAGCGGCAUCAGCAGCCACUCUCAGCUGAGUCUCAAUUUAGCUCCAAGUGCUGAUGAAAAGAAGGAAGAGGUUGUUACUGCUGAUCACUGGAAGAAGCCCACAUUCCAAGAUGAAGAAAGAACAGAUGCUCAGAAGGUCACAACCAGGAGAUGGGGCUCUGGAAAACGAUCUCGGCCUCGACCCCUCUCAGAUUAUGGCCAGUUGGCAAAUAGGAGUUUCUCAAUACCGGAAGAUUCUGUUGCUAUGGAGUCUCAGAAGGUGGAUUGUUUGGAUGGUGACAGUGAGCUUGCAUUGCCUUCUGUAGAAUCUGCAACCUGUACAGUAAUCAACCAAAGAGAGCACAAAAGAAGACCCAUCUCUGUCAUUGGAGGGGUCAGUUUCUAUGGGAACAACCCAACAGAAGAAAUAUCAGAUCUCCUUACACAACCAGCCGCACGCCCUCCAGUACCAGCACACCAAGUCCCUCCUUAUAAAGCUGUUUCUGCCAGAUUCCGUCCCUUCACCUUUUCACAAAGCACACCUAUUGGUCUGGACAGAGUUGGAUGUAAACGGCAAAUGAGAGCAUCCCAUGGUGCUACAGACGGUGGUACAGAAUCUUCUGCUUUAGUGGAUGAUAAUGGUAGUGAGGAGGAUUAUAGUUAUGAGGACCUCUGCCAAGCCAGUUCUAGAUACUUGCAGCCUGGAGGGGAACAGCUAGCCAUUAACGAGCUGAUAAGCGAUGGGAGCAUGGUCUAUGCAGAGGCACUCUGGGAUCAUGUGACCAUGGACGAUCAGGAAUUAGCCUUCAAAGCUGGGGACGUCAUCCAAGUCCUUGAGGCAUCCAACAAGGAUUGGUGGUGGGGAAGAAAUGAGGAGAAGGAAGCCUGGUUUCCUGCUAGCUUCGUCAGGCUACGGGUUAAUCAGGAAGAACUUGCGGAGAAUUGUGGAAGCCUCCAAGAUGAAGAGCCAGACCCUGGGAAGCACCGCCAAAAAAUUGCUGAAAACAAGGAUCAGAUGAGAACAAAUGUUAUUCAGGAAAUCAUGAACACAGAGCGGAUCUAUAUCAAACACCUCAAGGACAUAUGUGAGGGGUACAUUCGACAGUGUCGUAAGCAUACAGGAAUGUUUACUGCAGCACAACUAAACACUAUUUUUGGAAACAUUGAAGACAUUUACAAAUUCCAAAGAAAGUUCUUGAGAGAUCUAGAGAAGCAGUACAACAAAGAAGAGCCCCACUUAAGUGAAAUAGGAUCCUGCUUUCUUCAGCAUCAAGAAGGCUUUGCUAUCUACUCUGAGUAUUGUAACAAUCAUCCCAGUGCCUGCAUUGAACUGACCAACCUGAUGAAACAGGGCAAGUACCGCCACUUCUUCGAGGCUUGUCGCCUGCUUCAGCAAAUGAUUGACAUUGCCAUUGAUGGCUUUCUGCUCACGCCCGUUCAGAAAAUCUGUAAAUACCCUCUGCAGCUUGCCGAAUUGCUCAAGUACACCACUCAGGAGCACAGCGACUAUAACGAUAUACAGGCAGCCUAUGAAGCCAUGAAGAACGUAGCCUGCCUGAUCAACGAGCGCAAACGGAGGCUCGAAAGCAUAGACAAGAUUGCCCGUUGGCAGGUGUCCAUCGUCAGCUGGGAGGGGCAAGACAUUUUAGGCAGAAGCUCAGAAUUAAUCCACUCGGGAGAACUGACCAAAAUCUCCAAACAAGGCAAGAGCCAGCAAAGGACUUUCUUUCUCUUUGACCAUCAGCUUGUGUUCUGCAAGAAAGAUCUAUUGAGAAGAGACAUGCUCUACUACAAGGGCCGGAUGGACAUGGAUGAGGGGGAAGUGCUGGAUGUGGAGGACGGCCGAGACAAGGACUUCAGUAUCAAUGUAAAGAAUGCUUUCAAAAUUGUGAAUAGUGCCACUGAAGAGGUUCAUCUGUUUUGUGGGAAAAAGCCGGGGGAUAAGAAAAGGUGGCUGGAGGCCUUUGCAAACGAGAGGAGACGAGUGCAAGAGGACAAGGAAAUGGGGAUGGAGAUCUCGGAAAACCAAAAGAAACAGGCCAUGCUGAAUGCACGGAAAUCAAGGCACGGAAAGAUUAAAGGUGUUAGCUACAGCGGAUGCCCAGUGCCACCUCCACACCAGAGUUUACAUCCCAUCCAUCAGCGUCACAUCACGGUGCCCACUAGCAUUCCACAGCAGCAAGUCUUUGCCCUGGCAGAACCGAAACGGAAGCCAUCACUUUUCUGGCACACUUUUAACAAACUGACACCAUUCAAGAAAUGAAUGGCUGAAGGUCCCCAUACUGGAAGGACGUGUGCUAAAGGAGAGCCAUUGCCCAGCAAGCAAUUUGUUGGUCCUGGUGGAAAGUGGUGAAUUUUGUUCUGGAGGGAAGAAGUAAAGAGGAUCCCAACUUUCCUCCAUAACCUUUGUUUCAGAAGGAUGAAGUCCAAGCGGUAUAGUGAAGAAGGCUGUGGUGUGAUCGGAAGCAUUUGUUGACUUGUGUCAAUAAAGGUUGCUAAUGAGGAACGAACCACUCAGUUACAAGGGCAGGUUGCUGCUAUUUCCAAACAGCGGUGUAUUGUUUAUGUUGUACCAAAGGAAUGGUUAAAAUCUCUAGGCCAUUUUAUCUGUCUUAAUAAUGAAUUGAUGGCCAAAUUUAGAAAUAGGAAGGCAUGCAUUUCCCCCCUCAUGGCGUGUGAACAAAGAGGUUUCACCUUUUCUAGAUACAGAGCAAGUGCGUGGAUCUCAUCUGAUCAGGUUGCCACGAUUGCAAGAACUGGUGGAUCUCAGGCCUUCCUCUUUGUUUUAGUUCACUGCUUGUUUCUGUCCAUUUGGUCAGAUGGGACUGGGACUUCCUGAAAGGCCUUAGCAUCUUCCCGGCAAAACUGGAGAGAAUUUGAACUUGGCGACAUAAAAAGAUAAACAGAAAAAUUUGCACAUGCCGUUGCAAAAAAAUGAAAGAAGGGUCUGAUGCAUCUUGGGUUGACUAUUACCAAACACCGUUCUUUGCAGCAUGCAUGGUAUACAGUUCAAGAAACUGAUUUCAUUUUAUUUUGUUAUAUGCAACUGUUAGCCUAUAAGAAUUGCCUCUGUUAUUUCCAUUAUGCCUGCUUUUACACUAUGGAAAGCUGAAGCGUUCUCUGUUUCGAACGGCGCUAAUAUGAUUAUAACAUGAAUAAGAAUAAUACAGAGUAACAAAUCUGAGAGACCUCCAACUUUGAAAGGGGUUUUAGUCCCUAAAUCCCAUAAGCACACACCUGGCUCAAGUGACUCUUAAAAAAAGCCUUCAGAAGGUUUCCAAAGUGCUCUCUGGUUUGGUCAUUCUUACAAACAUCAGUAAAGCAAGAGGGCUGUUUGAGAAUUGCUUCUUAGCAGUGAUGCCAAGCAGAUCCUACACCAGGGUACAGCUGGGGGCAUCAGAAAUGAAGGUUGACUGAAGAAGACUAUUUAAAAACAAAAAACAAAACUCAGGUCAAAUUUGGCCUAUUUAUGGAAUAUUAAAAGGAUUUCCCCUUAUUUUGUUUUGUUCCUGUUCUGUGAAAUGAAAUUUGUUUUUACUCUAGCUACAAAAUAUGCUACCCUGAGAAAACGGUCAUAAAUUGCAACUUAUGGCACAUGCUACUGUAUUUAUUCUUUUUCUCAGUGGUCAUAUAUUAAUGCUUGUACUAACGCACAUUGUCAACACAAACAGACUGGGACAAUACUGAGCUAGAUGGACCAAUGGUCUGACUCAGUAUAAGGCAGCUUCCUAUGUAACAGACUUUCUCUAUUUGAAAACUGGUUUCCAAAAGUUAUCCACAUUUCUUCCAGUCAGUGCUGAUGAUCAGGGCCAUUGUUUGAUAAUGAAGGUUGAUUCAGGAUCUUUUUUAAAAACUGUGAACACAAGUUAGUUUAUUGGUAGAAAACUAUAUGAAGGACAAUGGGCUAUAGCCAAGCAUCUUUAUCAUAGCGUGAAAAGUCUUAUGUGGAACAAGUAUUUGGCUGCAAUCCUAAGCAUAUGUACUAGGAUGCAAAUCACUUUGGAAUUAGUAGGACUUUCCUGUGAGAAAGCAUGCUUAGCAUUGGGCUGUUUAUUCACCUUGUAGUGUUUCUCUCUCUUUCCCUUUUAUGUACAGUCCAUUUUGAAAAGUCUUCAGACACAGACACACAACCCAACCACAGUACAGCAGCUGACAUACUUCACAAGCUUCUAUUAGCCUUGUAAUGAAGCAUGUGUGCAAUUGCACAACCACACUCUUGCACAAACAAACAAACUUGUGCAAAUGGAGCUGGAAAUAAUGGCUGUCGGUUGCACAAUUCUGUUGGCACAGUUUUGCACACUUGUGAAAAAGCGCUGUUGUGCAACUGCACACACACUUCAUUACAAGGCAAAUGGAAGCUUUUGCAAUGUCAACUAGCACUUUUAAGUUCCAUUGGUUCCAAUGGGAACAUUUAAAAGUUCCCCAUUGAAAUCAAUGGCUGACAUGAUGUGCAGCCUUCCAUUGGCAUUAGGGGUGUACACAGAACCUGCUGGUCCGGUUCGGUUUGAGUCCGAACUGGAACCGGACCAGUUCAGCCCGGCACCCCCUCGGUAGUGUUUUGUUUUUUAAAAAAUUCCACUUGCCCCCUCCGGGGGAGUAGUUCAAGGUGGCGGGGGGUGGGGGUCCAUGGAGGUUUCCCCUACCCCUGCCAGCCUCUCUUAAACGUUUGGUCGCUCAUUGGCCUUCCCCCUCGGCACGGUGGCCAUUUUGGUGGUGGGGGGAAGGCCAAAGAGCAGCCGAAGAGUGGCCAAAUGCAUAAGGGAGACCGGUGGGGGAGGGGGAACCUCUGUGGAAACACCCCACCCCCGCCGCCUCGAACAACUCCCCCAGAGGGGAUAAGUUAAAAAAAAUUUUAAAAACCCAACCCUCAGGUGGGUUCGGUCUGGGGUUGGACCAAACGGGGUGGUUCGGUUCGACCCCGAAUGGUCGAACCAAAUUGGUUCAACAUUGAGCUUGUCCACACAUCACCAACUGGCAUAACCAAUGCCCUGGGGCUGCUAUGCUCAUAAAAGGCAGCCCCAAUGAUUUUGUGCAGCUACUUAAAAACAGUGCUAUUGCAGUUGCACAAUGCUACUGCCAUGAUGAACUUUGGAUAUAAUGAGAGUAGCAAAGUGCAGCUGUGGCAGUAAUGAUUUUAAGGAACUGUGCACGAGCACGCUUCCACAGGAUCACCAGAGCUGCCUUUUAGGAGCACAGCAGCCCCAGUGCAUUGGUUAUCUUGACAGAAGACUGCAUCUCAUGUCGGCCACUAAGACGCAAAAGUGCUACACCCUGGUUGGAUUGUGCCUACAAUAUAUAUAUAUUGCUUUUAUGGUUAACGUGAAUGGCAGCUGUGGCAAUAGCCAAUAAAACAUAUCUCUAAUAAGAUACAAAUACUGGCAGAAAACCUGGUAAAUCUGUUGUCUGAGGAUGUGUGUUAAAAGAAAUGCUUGCGCCUGUGUUUUUCCUGUCCAUGAAAGUGAUGUUUUAACUAAUAAGCAUUUUGAAACUGGCGAUAGCUUUUAAAGUCAGGUAUGUUAGAUUUGCCUUCUGUACAAAGCUCAGCACUGGCUGUAAAAAGGCACUGAGGCUAAAGGGAACUGUCCAGCAUGUUGUGAACCUCCCUGCUUGCUUUUCAAUAUUAACUUUUUUCAAAUGAAAGAAAUGGUUGAGAGCUGGAGAAGCGGAAUCAGAGAGUAGCAUUUUUAAAACCAUUGCAAUGGAGAUCUACGUUUGGAACAAACAAAUGUUCUCUGGCUUGCCCCUUUGAAUUGCCCAAGCACCUGCUUCCAGAGGACAAAUGGGAGGCCACGGGCUCACUGCUCCUCUCACCUGGCAUUUAUAUUCUACAGGUGUGGAAUUGUCUGCUGGACCCCCACCAGUGGAGUUUGAAACUGUAAAGAUUUGGCGCUAUAUAACUGUUAAACCUGAGGAGAACCUUUAAAACUGGACUCAUCCACAGAGCAGACCCACCUCCACAUGCAGUAGCUGUGUCUGCCUCAGACCAGGUGUCCAGGCCACGAAGGCAAAGAAUUGGUGCUGGACACACCCCUCCUAGAUAAUCCGCGGUCUCUGUUGUCCAAAGCUACAGAGAGUAGGGUGUGGGUUGGUUUGCUUAGAAGUCUUUUCUCCUCUCAACUCCUGUCGUACUGCUGUGCAUUGAUGUGCAUCUGGAAUAUCUCUGAGUGGGGUCAGGCCCCUAGACCCCUGCCCACCUGUGCCUGCCCUAGGAUCAUCCACUAGGCUCUUUUUCCCUUGGCCCCUGGUGCACAGACUGCUCUGAGAAGCUGGCAGGGCUGGUCCUAGGCUAAACAGCACCCUGAGAGCAGAGUGCCUUUGCCCCUCCAACUUGUUUUGGCUUGUGCAAGCACAGCUCAGUGCCCCCUUCAGACAGGCGCCCUGAGCAACAGCCCAGCUUGCCCAUCCCUAAGGCCAGCCCUGGUAGCAGGAGUUGAGCAAAGGCACUUGAUCCUGUAUGACGGGGGUAUUAUACUAGAUACCUGCACCAAGCUGGGGUUUGGAACGGUAGACCUCCGAGGUCUCUUCCUGCUCUACAGUCCUAUGAUUCUGAAAUGCUCUGAAUGUUCCUAAAAAAGCAUGUGCCUCCCACUAACUAUUCAGAGGCUAUUCUCACGACCGCUUGAAAGUGGGCUAAGGGAGCCCAGCCUGUUUUCCAGCGGUCGUAGGAACCACCAGGCUUGCAGGCGAGCCCCGUGGCUAGCCCACCUAAAUAUCCCUCUUCUAAAACGAGGUCAGCAGAGCGAGUGCUCUGCAAUUCCCAUUUUUGUGAUUGUGGGUGUGGCAUGGCUCCACGCCACUGCGACUCAUGAGGAGACCCCUGACUGGGAGACUGCAGCAAGCUUCCUGGCAUUGAGGGGCUCCCCAGAGCGGGGCGUUCUGGGACUUCUGGGGGCUGGGCAGCCCUUGAUCGUGACAGAGACAGUUAUCAUGUGGGUGGCCAAUCCAGCCGCCCUGAGAGAGCUGUAUGAUUGUCUGCGGGGAGAGUGGGCCAAGCCCACACUCCAUGCCAAACCCCAUCCAGCUCUCCACUCUCGUGUGGAGAGCCUCAUAGCUUGGUGCUGAAGGCUGUGUCUAUAGUUGUGACCUCGAGGGAGGAUUGGAAGGGACUUCUGUUGGAAGCACUGCACCCUGCUUGCUACAGGAUUGCACCCAGUGAGGUCGUUCACACAAUCAAAAAAUAUAUUCUACCCAGGUUAGGGAGUUUUGUGUGCUCCCUAUUUUUGGUUGUGUGGAAGCAAGGUAGGAGGAAAAGCUGGGUAGAAGUGAUUGUGUGGAAGCAAGGUAGGAGGAGAACCUGGGAAGCUUUUCCUCCUACCUUGCUUCCAUACAAUCACUUAUACCCAGGUUUCCCUCCUACCUUCCUUCCACACAACCAAAAAUUGGGAGCACACACAGCUCCCGAGCCCGGGUAGAACACAGUUUUUGACUGUGUAAAGGGCCUCAGUGUCUCUUUCCCCAAGGUCACAUUUUGAUAUAUUAGCAAUGGAAAGGAGCAGGAAGUUUUGGAUUUGCUUGUAGAUGCACUGAUAUUCCUUUGGUCAGGAAACUCAAACAUGACAAAGAGAGGGGAAAUUGUAUCAUUCAGGUCACUCAGGAUGUUACCUACAGUAAUGCUUUGCACAGUACUUUGCACACCAAACUGGGCUGUUUAACGGCACCAUGACUUUUUUGGCCACCUAAUCUGAAGGCUGGAAAAGUGGGCUUGGAUCCAAAGAACAGUGAGCAGAAGUGGGGUGUUCUGUGAACUCUGGCAAACGUGUCCGUGGGAGAUUUGUCACAGUGCAGAGCCACAAUGUGUUGGGGGUUGCAUUAUAGUACAAGAAAUAUGGCGAAUAAGCAAGAUAUUGGUUGCGGCACAUAAACUCUAGUGAGCCAUACAAAGGUUUUGAAAAGAGCUUGUGCUUUGCCCUGCACAAGAACUUGUGCAAACAGAGGAACUCCUCUGGAUUUGGGGUCACAUUUCUCAUGAAGCACUUCCCCUAAAUCAGAAACAGCCCUUCUGUCAGUGGAGGGGCACCUCUGGAUCCCAGCCAUAGGCCAGGUGUAGACUCCUGCACGAUCUUUUCAUACACAUGUUACUCCAGUGCUCCCAACCAAUCCAAGUAGCAGUUACCCAGAAAAUUCAGUGUUGCUUGCUAACCAAAAUCCGAAGAGCCACUUCAGGUUAUUCCAGUGGCUUGUACUUGUAGAGUGUUUCUUCUCUGCACAGAGCAUCCCUUUGUCAUAACACAAAUAGCUUUUGCAACUCGUCUCAGUUUUAGGUGGGUUUUUUUGGCUGUGCAUCAUUGAGGGCUGCUAUUUAAGACACACAUGUCCAAAGUUCUCCCAGGCAUGCAGAACUAUUAUUUCUUGUUUAUAAAUUGUUAUCCUGUUUUAAUUUUUUAAAAAAUUCAAAUGUGGCAAAGAAUUCCUGGAGGAGUCCUUUGGGAUGGUUCCUUGCCCAGGUCUACAGGGAAAUCAGCUAUACAUUCACGAGUACUGUGUUUCCAUCUUAUUGUAAGUUUGCCUGGAUCAGAGUCUCACCAAAUUAAUGUCCUUUUUAAUAAGGUAUUUGAAUUUGCAUAUCAACCCCACCCUCAAGCCAGGAUUGAACUGCUUUUGAAUUCCACAGCAACCCGUGCAUGUUUUUAAUGUUCUUUUUCCAUAUUCCCAUGCACCCACUGAGCCCAAGAGUGCCUCGCUUCAGUAAAGCACCGCUUAGCAAAGACUUGUGCAGAUGACUCCUAACUUCAUGCAUGAAAAGCAAAAAAAACCCAAACCCAAACACUUUCUCUUGUUUCUGUUAGGCUAAGCUAACGCCAAACCUUAACUCUUUAAUUUGCUACUCGUAUCUCUUCUUGCAAAUAAAUUAAGCUAGUUUUAACAGUGGCUUGCAUUUCAAUGUAGAACAAGUGAAGGAGCUGAAUGACUGAAAUAUCCCUCAUUUAGUUAUGUGGGGCAUUUUUACAAAAACAUUUUAGAUUAUUGCUUGGAGUUUGAGCCAAAGGACCUUAGCCAUAAUUAAAUGGUAUAUUUUUGUUGACUGCCUUUCUUUCUCUAUAUGUAUAGUAUUUGCAUAUGGGAGAUGCCUUCUGAAUGAUUCUGUAAUUUAUGAUUAUUGGUAAUGAUUAGGGCUGCUUGUUUAACUUGCCUGUAUAUUUUAUUUUGACAAGUGUUCUAUAACAUGUUCUUUUCUUCUGUAUAUGCUUUAUGCAUCUUAACAUCUAUGUGCUGCUACAUAUGAAAGCCAGGGAUCAUGGCUUCAGAAAAAAAUUUAUUGGCUGUUGACAGCUAAAGUAUAAUGUAUAGGAUCCCUUUACCUUCGUAUAUAUUUGCUGUGAAGUAAUCUCUGUUGCCAGAUUUCUUUGCAUUCAAUUGCUUUUUUUGUAAAAACAAAAACAAAACCUAUUUUCUGGAAAUUAAUACAUAUACACAUUCCUUUUACCUUGUUCUAACUUUACAUGUGUUAAUUAAGAAUGUGCAUGUUAACAUUUCUCAGCUGUGUCUUAUAUAAUUUCGCUGUACAGUUUUAAUUUUUGUGAUUUUUUUCAUAGUCUAUAAAAUCUUGUAUGUGGAGUUCACUAUCAUGACA